AUGGGCAAGGCCGUAGGUAUUGAUCUUGGAACCACCUACUCCUGCGUUGGUGUCUGGCAGAACGACCGCGUUGAGAUCAUCGCGAACGACCAGGGUAACCGCACCACCCCCUCGUAUGUCGGCUUCACCGACACCGAGCGCCUGAUUGGCGACGCCGCCAAGAACCAGGUGGCCAUGAACCCCCACAACACCGUCUUCGACGCCAAGCGUCUCAUCGGCCGUCGCUUCGACGAGAACGAGGUCCAGUCGGACAUGAAGCACUGGCCGUUCAAGGUCAUCUCGAAGGACAGCAAGCCUGUCAUCCAGGUCGACUUCAAGGGCGAGACCAAGACCUUCACUCCGGAGGAGAUCUCGUCGAUGGUGCUGAUCAAGAUGCGCGAGACCGCCGAGGCCUUCCUCGGAGGCGAGGUCAAGGACGCCGUCAUCACUGUGCCUGCGUACUUCAACGACUCGCAGCGCCAGGCCACCAAGGACGCCGGUCUGAUUUCGGGCCUGAACGUCCUGCGUAUCAUCAACGAGCCCACCGCCGCCGCCAUUGCCUACGGUCUGGACAAGAAGACCGACGGCGAGAAGAACAUCCUCAUUUUCGAUCUGGGAGGCGGUACCUUUGAUGUGUCGCUGCUGUCGAUCGAGGACGGCAUCUUCGAGGUCAAGGCCACUGCUGGUGACACCCAUCUUGGUGGUGAGGACUUUGACAACCGCCUGGUCAACCACUUUGUCCAGGAGUUCAAGCGCAAGAACAAGAAGGACAUCUCGGGCAACCCCCGCUCCCUGCGCCGUCUGCGCACUGCCUGCGAGCGCGCCAAGCGCACCCUGUCGUCGUCUGCCCAGACCUCGAUCGAGAUCGACUCGCUGUUCGAGGGCAUCGACUUCUACACCUCGAUCACGCGUGCGCGCUUCGAGGAGCUGUGCGCGGACCUGUUCCGCUCGACCAUCGACCCGGUCGACCGCGUCCUGCGCGACUCCAAGAUCGACAAGUCGAACGUCUCCGAGAUCGUUCUUGUCGGUGGCUCGACCCGUAUCCCCCGCGUCCAGAAGCUGAUCUCUGACCACUUCUCGGGCAAGGAGCUGGACAAGUCGAUCAACCCCGACGAGGCCGUCGCCUACGGAGCCGCCGUGCAGGCCGCCAUCCUGUCGGGUGACACGUCGGAGAAGACGCAGGACCUGCUCCUGCUCGACGUGGCUCCCCUGUCGCUCGGUAUCGAGACCGCCGGCGGAGUGUUCACUGCGCUCAUCAAGCGCAACACCACGGUUCCGUGCAAGAAGUCGGAGGUGUUCUCGACCUACUCGGACAACCAGCCGGGAGUGCUGAUCUCGGUGUUUGAGGGCGAGCGCGCGCGCACCAAGGACAACAACCUGCUGGGCAAGUUCGAGCUGACCGGCAUCCCGCCUGCCCCCCGCGGCGUGCCCCAGAUCGAGGUGUCGUUCGAUGUCGACGCCAACGGUAUCCUGAACGUCAGCGCCGUCGACAAGUCGACCGGCAAGUCGAACAAGAUCACCAUCACCAACGACAAGGGCCGCCUGUCGAAGGAGGACAUUGAGCGCAUGGUUGCGGCGCGCAUCUCGGCCCGCAACGGCCUCGAGUCGUAUGCCUACAACCUGCGCAACACGGUCCAGGACCCCAAGGUCGGCGACCAGCUGGAGGCUGCCGACAAGGAGAAGCUGACCGCUGCCGUCGACGAGGCCAUCAAGUGGCUCGAUGACUCGCAGGAGGCCUCGAAGGAGGAGUACGAGUCGCGCCAGAAGGAGCUCGAGGAGAUCGCCAACCCGAUCAUGUCCAAGAUGUACCAGCAGGCCGGUGGUGCCGCGGGCGCCGCGGGUGGCUUCCCUGGCGGUGCUCCGGGCGGCUUCCCUGGCGGUGCUGCUCCGGGCGCCGGUGCCGCUGGUGCCGGUGGCGACAACGGACCUACCAUUGAGGAGGUCGACUAA
Linderina pennispora is the source of this 1929-nucleotide messenger RNA. Its product is annotated as hsp71-like protein. Gene Ontology annotation, cellular component: cytosol; cytoplasm; plasma membrane. Gene Ontology annotation, molecular function: heat shock protein binding; ATP hydrolysis activity; ATP-dependent protein folding chaperone. Gene Ontology annotation, biological process: protein refolding; vesicle-mediated transport; cellular response to unfolded protein. Bases 1 to 1929 code for a protein of 642 amino acids. The record is from RefSeq and is a predicted model, not a curated record. Lineage: Eukaryota; Fungi; Kickxellomycota; Kickxellomycetes; Kickxellales; Kickxellaceae. The transcript has 2 exons.